UUGUCAAUCAUUAACACAAAUGAUAAUUUAUUUUGUUUCAGGAUACUGGUGGGGGCACCACAGGCAGCAGGGCAAGGCCUGCUGAGGGGCAGCCGACCGGGCGCUCUGUUCAGGUGUCCAAUCACUCCAGAAGAGUAUGACUGUAAGAGGGUUGAUAUUGAUGGAGAUGUGAGUCUGGACAGAGAGAGCAAAAACAACCAGUGGCUGGGAGUAACUGUCAAGAGUCAGGGGAUAGGAGGGAAGGUGGUGACUUGUGCUCACCUGUAUGAGCUGAGACAACGUGUGAAUCAGCCUUCAGAGACUCGGGAUCCCAUUGGCCGCUGCUAUGUUCUGAGUGAGGACCUAACAGAGCGAGAUUACCUGGAUGGAGGGGAAUGGAAGUUCUGCGAGGGUCGGCCACAGAGCCAUGAACAAUUUGGCUUCUGCCAGCAGGGCAUGUCUGUCAGUUUCAGUCCAGACAACAAAUACAUUCUGUUUGGGGCUCCAGGAACAUACAACUGGAAAGGUGAGAUGCGUGUCGAGCACCUAAACCAGACUCUGCUUGACCUUGGUCUCUAUGAUGACGGACCAUUUGAGGUGGCAGAUCAGAAACAACUUAAUGCCCGGCUCAUCCCUGUGCCCUACCAUAGUUACCUGGGGCUCUUGUUCAUGGCUAGCCCCAAAGAAGAUGCACCGCUGUACAAAACUCUGGAGCCCUCCAAACGGCCCACAUUUGAGGAUGUAGCUCAUAAUAGCUACUUAGGUUUUUCUGUAGAUUCCGCCAUGGGGAUAAUGAGCCUUGGGGAGCUGACCUUUGUGGCAGGUGCACCUCGGGCCAAUCACACAGGGGCUGUGGUGUUGCUGAGGAAGGAUAAUGUGCACCGGCUGGUCCCUCGUCACAUCUUCUGGGGGGAGGAGCUAGCGUCUUCAUUUGGGUACUCAGUGGCCACCACAGAUCUCAAUAAUGAUGGAUGGACAGACUUGAUUGUGGGAGCACCUAACUUUUUUGACCGUAAAGCAGAGAUUGGCGGGGCUGUUUAUGUAUAUCUAAACCCGUUUGGUCACUGGGAUGAUCAGGCUCGACCCAUCCGUCUCAAUGGGACAUAUGACUCCAUGUUUGGGAUGACGGUCAGCAGCAUAGGAGAUCUGGACCAGGACGGAUAUGGAGAUAUCGCUGUUGGUGCCCCUUUUGAUGAACAGGGAAAGGUUUUCAUCUACAGAGGCUCCAGUGCUGGAAUUGAAACUAAACCUGCUCAGAUUCUGGAUGGCCGUGAAUUUGAUGUCCAACGUUUUGGAUACUCCAUCUCAGGUGGUUUGGAUAUUGACAACAACCACUAUCCAGAUGUCGCAGUGGGCUCUCUUAAUGAUUCAGUGGUUCUUUUCAGGUCUCGCCCAGUCAUCCACGUGAUCAGAGAAAUAUCAAACAACCCUUCUUUCAUUGAUCUGGAGCAUCACAACUGCAAGGGUCGGGACGGAGUCUGUAUGGAGAUAAAGGCCUGCUUCGCCUUUACAGCCCGCCCACAGCGCUACUCACCACAUAUCACCCUUGUGGUGCACUUUGAAGCUGACUCUGAGCGCAGGAAGCUGGGCCUGCCGCACCGCGUUAACUUCCUGGGCCGCAGCUCGCUGGAACCGGAGUACACGCAGACGGAGGAAGUGGAGCUGCAUUUGCAGGGACAGUUUGUGUGCACCACUGCUGAAUUCCAGCUGCACGAGAACAUCCGGGACAAACUGCGUCCCAUCUCAUUGGCUAUAACGCAUGAAAUCAAGCCAGUGCCACCACGUAGACACCCUGCCAAGAAACUGGAGAAGCUGCCGCCAGUACUGAAUAUCUCUCCCUCAAAUACAAUGCACUCUGAGGUCUGUAAAAAGUAUUUUAUCUUAAGGAUCCAUUUUACUGUGCUGCUGACACAGGAUUGGACUUUUUAG
Messenger RNA from Menidia menidia (Atlantic silverside), 1908 nucleotides. The record is from the annotation of a GenBank genome assembly. NCBI's taxonomy places the organism in Eukaryota, Metazoa, Chordata, Actinopteri, Atheriniformes, Atherinopsidae.